Molecule: messenger RNA, 4297 nt
Organism: Didymodactylos carnosus
Lineage: Eukaryota; Metazoa; Rotifera; Eurotatoria; Philodinida; Philodinidae
Source: the annotation of a GenBank genome assembly
AGGGGGGGGGGUAUGAUAUGUUAUUUGUACUUUCUCUUGCGAGAAAAAAGCACUUCUCAACAAUACGUUCCAAUAGUUCAUUUCUAGUACUUUUCAUGUGCUGCAGCAGCAGUUUCUUUUUUAAACUUCUACCCAGUAGUUAGUAUUUUAAUAGAAAGUCAUCUGAAAAUACAUUCCAAAGAAACCGUACAAAAUAAUAACAGAAUUCUUUCUUCAUCAGUCAACAGUGUUAGAAGCCGUAGAAUACAUUAUCAGAGAAAAAGUAAGAAAGAGAACUAAUUUGAAUCUAUUCAUUGAAAAAUCAGUGAUUUGAUCUUUUCCGAACAAUGUAAAAUAAUAAAAUCGCAGUGCCCCGACUUAUUUAUUCUCAUUUCCCAUUUAAUUAAAUCUAAUGUAAAUGAAUACUGAGAAGGAAAUAAAAUACAUUUUCUUCAAAAUCUGUCUGUUCUGUAGAUUCUUUAUAUAUUUUUUGGGACUAGAACAGACACUAACAGAGAGUAUAUGGGAACAGGUUAGAAAAUUCCAACUUCAAUAACAGAUGAGCAUCUUGCUGUUAUAGGCAUAAAACAACGAAUCAUAUCGUUGACAACAGUCAUGUACAGUUGGUUCUCGUGCAAUUAUGUUUUGCGAAACUCACCAUACAUUUAUCGGCUUUUUAGGAAAAAGAGCAGGAGUGUAAGCUUAUAGUUUAAGCUUUUUAUUUUAAGAAAUCAAAAAUCUUUUAUUUUAAGAAAAGAAGACCAAACAAGUGAAAUCGUUGUCCUAAGGACUACAUUGUAUCUCCUGAGAGGAAUCCUUAAACAGAACCUUAUCAUAAAAUAAAAAUGGACGAAAAGAAAAGAAAAACGUUGGACUUAGAGAAAGAAGAAAAGAACAUAAAGGGAGAGCAAUAAAAAUAGAUGAAGGAAACUGUAUCAAUAGGAGAAAAGCACCUAAUAUUGGCGUUUUAGAAACAAGGGAGUGGAUCAGUUAAAUCUGUAAAAGUGAAAAAGUAGAGGACGUAGUCUGUUAGAAACGCUUACUGGCAGUAAUAAAAUCACCCGCAAACUGACACACAGAUAUCAAGAGAUCACUGGAUAAAUGUGUUCUAAGUAGAAGUUUAUCAAUAUCUAAACUAAGACCUAGAUUACACAGCUGAAUAGCCAGAAUUGCUCGAGCUUGAUCGUACUUUGGACAUUCCAAGAGAUAGUGUUUUGGAUUUUCAACAACUUUUAUUGACGGCGACAGAGAAAAACAGCUAUCGCAGAAAUUUUUACAAACAAGUUUAUGUUGUUUGAGAUGGAAGUUAAGCGCGGAGAAAUCCACUCUUAAGCGGCAAAAUAGUCAGCUAAUAAUAUAAUAAUAUAUAUAUAUAAUUCUUUUGCGUAGUCAAUGAGUAAAUGGAAGCAGCGCAGUUCCACCACAUAAAUGGAGGAUUUUCACUUAUUAGACUUCCGAACUUUUUAGACUUCAGAACCUUUGUGCGAUAAAGAAGGCAUCUUAUGAAUCCGACACCAGGGCACGCAUAACAUCCGGAAAUCGCCGUCGCCGCGAAUUCAUUGUUAAAGUGUUAACACUUUAACACUUUAACAUAUACGAACUCGCGGCGAGUGAGGGUGAGGGUGGAGAGGUGAGAGUGAAGUGAGUGAAGAAGUGCUCCACCCUCAUUCUCACUACUUCACCCUCAGUUAUGCACGUUUAUCCUUUUACACUUUAACACUUUAACACUUUAACAUAUAAGAAUCCGCGGCGACGGCGAUUUCCGGAUGAUGCCAGGGCACGGCACCAGCUUCAAAUUUCAACUUUUGGAUAAAACGCCCUUGCAAGUCAUGUCUCAUAUUUCAUUAUUUUAGAUAACGUAAAAGUGAUGGCUUAUCUCUUCUUCUUCUUCAAUUUUCUGUCAACGUUAGUCUAUUCCCAAUCGUCGUUCUGUGUUCCAUUGGCCGAUCCGUUCCCUUCUUCCUUUAAACAAAUCGCUGUUAGUGAAACUAGCCGUUAUUUUAUUACUAAUUUAGGUCGAUUCAGUUCACCAAUAUAUUAUAUCAAAACUGACAAUAUUACAUUCACUAUUGCUAGUCAAUCAUAUCCGAAAUACAAUAGUAGUUUACCAGCGCCUUGUACAGCUGUUUCUGGAUUAGAUGAAAAUGGGUUGAAUCAAACACGAAUAGCAAGUGUAACAUUUGGUAAAGCAAUGGAUGUUAGUCAAACUGUUUCAGCUAUUAGUUCAAUUAAUCGUGAUCAGACACAGUAUUUUUCGUUCAUUGAAAUCGUGGAUUAUGAUCGCGAAUCUGCUCAGCCGCCUGCCCUGCGGGCGAAAUUUGAAAGCUUUGACACUCCGAAUUUAGGUCUAUUUCUAGCUUUAUCCAGUGACGGUAAUAAACUAGCUGCUUUCUAUGAUUUCCAAUCGAUUGUCGUCUUUAACGAUGUUCUGACGCGUACAGGAAACCAAUAUUUCAAUACCUCUCAAGGAGAUCUUAAAUUAACGUAUCCAACCGGAUUUUAUGCUGAUUCCAUCAGUUAUAAACAACGUUGGAUUGUUGUCUCCGGUUUAAUGAUCGCUCAAAAUGGUGCUGGUAUUUGUAUACCGGCAGUAACGGUUUGGCAAUGGAAUCUAACGUCCAAUACAUGGGAUAUGUUAACUUCUUCCGCUUCAACAGGAACUAUUCCCUUUCCAGCUAUUCGAUCAUCCACUUGGGAUCCUACCAACGCUGUAAAUUUCCUUUUUACCCCACAAUGCACAUUCCUGCCAUCAAAUCUAUUACCCAUCAAAAUAUCCAAUGACGGACAAUAUAUGGUUUUGGGUGUUCCGGUAUGGCAAAGUGUUUUCUGCGGCACGACCGCUGAUUUCUUUACAACUCAAUUAAUUUUAUUUGGCUCUCCUGAUACGGUCGAUAAGCUAAAUUUUGGUAAAUCCGUCGAUUUUGCAGCUCAGGAUAGUUCUUUAAUUCAAAUACAAAGCCAAGGAUUAAUUUUUAUUUUGAAUUCAUUGGUUUGGAAUUCUUCAGACCCGUUUCAUUUAGCUUCUUCCAUUGUUCCCAAUCGUUUACAACGUAAAUCAUUUCAUGAUACUGUGACACAACGCUUUUUUACUCAAUCAGCUUCCAGUAGCAAUUUAACUGUGGCAUUAUAUAAUUCUAAUCCAUUAGAUCCAUCUACAGAAUUGUUUCCGAUUCCUACUGCUCUACCCGGUGAACAAUUUGACUUUGGAUUGAAUGAAUAUAUUCCGUGUCCAAGAGGAAGAUAUAAGCUCUUAGGCCAGUCACCAUGUGCACUAUGUCCUCUAGGAACUUAUCAAGAUGAAAUUGGACAAACGAACUGUAAACCAUGUGAUCCUGCUAAUUAUUGUUCCCUAGGUUCCACCGCUCAAAUUUCACCACUAAAUGAAGUAUGGGAAUUACCAGAGUCCUUUGAGGAUUUUGACGCAGAAGCGUUUCGAGAAGGAUUUGAAGAUCUUUUGAUUAAUGCUAUUUUUAGCCCUACAACACCUCCAAUGAUUAUACUGUUUAUCAUUGCUGGUACUACAGCCAUUAUAUUAAUUUUAUACCUUAUCCCUGGUACCGGAUACCUCCAUCCUUAUUUUAAGAAAGCCUUAUCACUGUAUGAAUGGGUUCUGUUACCUACGGCAAAAACAGCCGAAACAGCUCCUUCACACAACGAUGCCGAAUCUGUUGGGAAAAGCCUCGGAAAUCAUACCAAGACUGAAAUGACAACUGCUAUAAGCCAAUAUAACGAUCUUCAUAGUCAUUCACAUUAUCCUAAAACCUUCGAUGAUCACAAAACACGUCCAAAGAUUGCAUUUAUUGAAACAAAUUGUUCGGAUCUUAAAAAAGUACACAAUAAUUCUUCAUUUUCUACCGUACAAGAGCUACUAUCUUUAUCAUCAAAUAACGCUCUAAAGACGCAUAUUGAUAGUAAUACUUCUGAUCCUAAAAGUAACUAUAAUACUUCUUCCAGUAUAGAAGCACGUAUAAAUACUGAAUUUGACGCUAUGAAAGCACAUGACAUACAUCGAAUGCACGAACAAGAACGUAUGUUACAUGGCUUUUUUAAUGCUGUUUUUAUUAUGUUUGUAUUGAGUUCAUUGAUAUAUUCUGGGCUCUUUAUUGCUAGUUAUAAUCCAUCUAAAAACGCAGUAUAUGGUACCUCGACCAAUCGAUAUGCAUAUGAACAAUUAACGUCCAAUGAUGUUUCAGAUUUGAUUUUACAAAGUGGAUUAGAGGCUAUUAGUCUAGUGGCUGCUAAUAUUUCACUAACGUUAUAUGGUUAUUCAGGUGAGUGCGUACAGUUUGACAUGAAAGCAUACGCCAUUCAGGCAUAA